Molecule: messenger RNA, 841 nt
Organism: Uloborus diversus
Lineage: Eukaryota; Metazoa; Arthropoda; Arachnida; Araneae; Uloboridae
Exons: 1
Coding region: 2-658 (218 amino acids)
Source: RefSeq, a predicted model, not a curated record
CAUGAAAAUUAUCAGGUUUCAAUUGAAACGGUUUCUAGUCGUCUGUGUAUUAGGAUGUCUUAUCAUCAUAGCACAGUUAUUUUGGAGAAAACAAAGUAUUUCCAAUUGCCUCUUGCCACCUGAAGUUCUUGGAAAAUACGAAGAUUUUCUACAUUUUAUACAGAAACCUUUAAUUUCAUUAAAUAUUACGUAUUUCUUAUGUUAUAACACCUUAUGGGGUGUGCUUAAAUUUAAAGGACCUCUUCCGUGGCAUGAUUCUGUUGAGCUGUGCACAUUAAAUACUGAAAUUUUACCUGUUCAUGAUACUUUGUACAGUGUAUUCGAGAAAUAUAAAAUUUAUAUUUCAUAUAACCCUGCUGGCGGUUUUUAUACUAUGUUGCCACAUGGAGAAAAUUUUCCAUCUGGAACGUUGACAAUUUUUAUAAAAGAUCCUAUAACUGGUCAAUUGAUAAGAAAUGGAUGGAUACACAGAAUGUUUCCUCCAACUUCUUGUGAAAAACUGCAUUGCUUUCCUCCAAAUUUAAUAAAGAAACCUUUGCCUAUAGUAAAAUUUGGACGUUAUACUGUACCUUCUCCUAGAGAAGGCAUUGAAAUUCAAAAGUACUUGUAUCCUUCAUCGUGGUGGCAAGAGAUAACUCCUCCAAACUGUAGAGAUUGAAGAAUGUAUAUCUUCGAGCUGUAAAACUUUGGUCAUAAACUUUUUCGAAACACAAAAUAUAAAAUUUUAUAUGAAUUUGAAUGCUAUUUUUGAAAAAAUGUCUGAGCAGAACUUUUUCUCCAUGAUUAAAGUAUUUUUUGUGGGAAAAGAAUGGUAUAUCUAUGUACAUGGAUAGUUACAAAA